GGAAACACACUUGAGGAGCGCGAUCGGAGACUUCACUGACAUUGGUUAGUUAGGCUACUCUGUUUUCAGCUGUCGAGCACGAGCACCUUUCAGCGAGAUAUCUUUCAGGUUGCCAGGAUGGUUGCGCUUUCUAAAGAGUAUGGAUACGUGGUGCUGACUGGUGUUGCCAGUAUGGUCAUGAUUGGACAUCUGGCCAUCAAAGUUGGCAAAGCCCGCAAGAAGUACAACGUACAGUAUCCUCAGAUGUACAGUGACGACCCAGAAACUGGAAACAUUUUUAACUGCAUCCAGCGUUCGCACCAAAACACCUUGGAGAUCUACCCCGCCUUUCUUUUCUGCCUCGCAGUCGGUGGUGCCCACAAUCCUUGUCUCACUAGUGGACUUGGAGCUAUAUGGAUCAUAAGCAGAGAGGUGUACGCACAUGGGUACUCUUCAGGGGAUCCUAAGAAAAGAAUGCGUGGAGCGUUCGGGAACGUGGCUCUGCUCGGCAUGAUGCUGUCCACAGCCUGCUUCGGCCGCACACUGCUCGGCUGGACUGGACCACGGAUCUUUCCCUUCUGUCACACUAAAUGUUGCCAAUGAGAAUGAAGUCUUCAGGACACCUAGUCAUUCACUUUAUAGUCAAAGCCACUACGUAACCUAUAUACUUAGCAACAUGUAUGCUAACCUCUGACCAAUUUAUCAUGUGAAGCCAGGUGAAGGUUUUGUAAAGUGACCCGACUGGUUCUCCAAGGAGGAAAAAUACCUCAUUCAGGAUAAUGGCUGGCCGAGGUGUAGUCUCAUGCCAGAUCUGUCAGUUUGUCACCAUUGUGUAUUCACCUGCACUCUGAUUCCUAAAGUAGUUGGCAACAAGACCUGAGAUAUUUUUCAGAGUGAAUUAGACCUACCAUGAUUGAUGUGAUAGAAUAUUAAUGUACCAUGUGAUAUAUUAGUUACUACCUGUAAAUGGUUAUAACAAAAAUAUUGCUGUUGAUGGGUUAAAAAAAUAUGUUUUGACCUGUCUCAUACUUGAAACAGGCUUUUUGACUGGUCAUACGAAUUAUAUUAAAUAUUUUACGGUGGUCAUACAAUA
Pseudoliparis swirei is the source of this 1072-nucleotide messenger RNA. RefSeq names its product microsomal glutathione S-transferase 3a (gene mgst3a). NCBI's taxonomy places the organism in Eukaryota, Metazoa, Chordata, Actinopteri, Perciformes, Liparidae. The transcript is spliced from 6 exons. Gene Ontology annotation, cellular component: nuclear envelope; endoplasmic reticulum; membrane. The record is from RefSeq and is a predicted model, not a curated record. Gene Ontology annotation, molecular function: glutathione transferase activity; glutathione peroxidase activity. Bases 118 to 582 code for a protein of 154 amino acids.